AUGAAGAGCAUGCGAGGUUUGAUGCACACGACUAGUGUCCAAACAACACAUGAGAACAAGACUACUUUCGCUACAACUUCUGUCGCUGGACACAAAAGGAGCUUGUCGAUUGCAGGGGAAGAACAUAGAACAGCUCCGCCUGCAUCGCGCACCACGGUUCAAUUUCAACGAGCCUCUAGCCUUCCCUCGACUGCUCCUAGAAUUUCAGCGAGCCGCAUUGUUCGUCUAGAUGAGCGAGUCGGGCCUUCUGAGUAUUCUCAGAGGGUAGCCAUAGCUGCAACUCCUACUUCUUCUCGUGAUCCCGAGCUUGAUUUGAGCCACCCUUCAUAUGACCUACCACGGCAAAUGGUAGAUAAUUUUGCUUCGCUUGGCAUAAAACAGAUAUACCCAUGGCAAAAAGCGUGCCUCAAAGGGCCCGGACUCCUGACAGGGGAGAAAAACCUUGUAUAUUGUGCUCCGACUGGCGGUGGAAAAUCCCUUGUGGCUGAUGUGCUUAUGCUCAAGAGAAUAUUGCAAGAAAAAGGGACAAAGGCCCUCCUUGUAUUACCAUAUGUUGCAUUGGUUCAAGAGAAAGUUCGCUGGCUACGUAAUGUGGUACAAGGGUUGCGGUUUGCUCCUGAAACUGCCAUCGAUGAUGACAAGCGCAUAUGGCGUCGACGGGCAGAUGAAAAUGCAGUCCGUGUCGUGGGUUUCUUUGGAGGUGGCAAAGUUCGAGCGACUUGGGCCGACUUUGAUAUCGGUGUGUGCACACUGGAGAAGGCAAAUGCACUCGUGAAUACGGCUAUUGACGAUUGUUCCAUCUCUAAACUUCGCGCGGUUGUGCUCGAUGAGUUACACAUGAUUGAUGAUGAUCACCGCGGGUAUCUGCUAGAACUCAUGGCGACCAAGUUGCUCAGCCUCGAACAAUCUGUGCAAAUCGUUGGCAUGAGUGCUACUCUUCCAAAUAUGGACAUGAUGGCCAAAUGGCUUGGUGGACACUGUUAUGAAACUCGGUAUCGACCGGUUCCCAUUGAGGAGCAUCUCGUGUAUGACGGCAACAUUUAUCCCGCAGGUUCUACAAGCAGUCUCAUCAAAACAGCAGCACAACUCAAUAGUCGGACUACACAAACACAGGCACAGACGAAACCCAUUCGACGGAUCGAGCCUUCUACUCACAAGGAGCUGCGCGACCCAGUGCUAAACGCAGUAGUAACACUGGCUUGCGAGACUGCUGUUGCUGGCUUCGGAGCUCUUGUCUUUGCUGGGAGUCGCGGCAUGUGCGAGUCGGAUGCACGAUGGAUUAGUCGAGCCAUGCCUGCUCCGCACGAACUUAGGAUUGAUGUUGUGGACAGGAGAAUGGAUCUGCUUGGAGAGCUCCGCAGUCUCAAUACUGGACUCGAUCCAGUGUUAGAAGAAACCGUGCUUUACGGCGUUGCAUUUCACCGUAAGCGAAACAGUCUUUUAACAGUGUCUAAAUUCAAAGCUAACCAUAACAGACCUGAAGAGAGGGAUCUCGUCGCGGCGGCGCCAGCAAGAAGAGUAAUUCUUCACAACUGUCGAAUGGGACGUGACUUUGUUGGGCCAUCCAUGUUGAGGCAAAUGCGAGGGCGUGCAGGAAGGCAAGGCAAGGCGCCCAUUGGCGAAACAUACCUUUGCUGCCGAGAGAAUGAUCUCGAGCAGGUUGUAGAGCUCAUGAACGCCGAGUUGCCACCAGUCGCGAGCUGCUUGAGUACCGAGAACCGACAGGUUGUAUCUAUUCGUCUGGCAACAAGUCAUGAGGCUAUAUCGGAUUACUUCUCAAAAUCGCUGUUGAGCCAUACUCAUGACUCCCAAUUUGUUAAGAAGUCCAUUACCUCGAGCCUGGAAGAAAUCGAAUCCAUGGGCUUCAUCACUCAAGAUUCUUUGUCAAUGUUCACAGCGACACAAUUGGGAAAGGCAAUUGUGGCCUCCGCCAUCGACCCAGAUGACGGUGUAUUCGUCCAUGAUGAACUUAGCCGAGCUCUUCAGGCGUUUGUCAUGGAUGGGGAGAUGCACGUAUUAUACACAUUCACACCUGUCCAAGAGUCUGGCGUCAUGGUCAACUGGCAAGUAUUCAGAAAUGAAAUGGAAAGGUUGGAUGAGAGUGGUUUGCGGGUGUUGCGCCUUCUAGGUAUCAAGCCUACGACGAUACUCAAGCUGGCCCAAGGCGCCACGCUUCGAGAAACUACGCAAGAAGAGAAGCAGAUAGCUCGGGUGCAUCGACGCUUCUAUCUAGCUCUCCAGUUGCGUGAUCUGUGUAAUGAAGUCCCCAUUCAUAUAGUCGCACGCAAAUACGACGUGCCUCGUGGAAUGGUCCAAAACCUUUCACAAACUUGUCAAGGGUUUGCUGCUGGAAUGAUCAAGUUUUGUGAACAAAUGAGCUGGGGAGUGAUGGCUGCAGCCCUUGACCAUUUUUCUGAUCGUCUUGUGGCUGGUGCAAGAGCUGACCUACUGGCUUUGGCAAAGAUUCCCUUUAUCAAAAGCCGGACAGCACGUGUAUUCUGGGAGAACGGUUUUCGUACAGUAGCAACAAUCGCAAAUGCAGAUCCUACAGAGCUGCUCCCAGUGUUGAUGCAGGCACAACCAAACAAGAUCCGUCUCAAAGGAAAGGAUGAAGAGAAAUAUGAAGAGAAGCUACUCAUCAAGGCAAAGGUCAUAGCUGACGCUGCGAGCAAGAUCUGGAAAGUUCAGAUGCAAGCGGAGAUAGAUGAGGAGUAG
This is a messenger RNA of Fusarium pseudograminearum CS3096, 2715 nucleotides long. RefSeq lists its product as uncharacterized. The transcript is spliced from 12 exons. Lineage: Eukaryota; Fungi; Ascomycota; Sordariomycetes; Hypocreales; Nectriaceae. The coding region runs from base 1 to 2715 and encodes 904 amino acids. Gene Ontology annotation, molecular function: ATP binding; nucleic acid binding. The record is from RefSeq and is a predicted model, not a curated record.